AUGUCGUGGGCAAGGCGCUACCUCUUUGUCUCGAAUGCUGACAAUGGCCAGACGGCGCCGCUGAUGCCGAUCAUGCUCGAGCUGGCACAGCGCGGCUGCCAGUGCAUUCUGGUCUCGGCAGCCAAGGUCCUAUCGCGAGUGCAGGCUAUCCAGCGGCUGGGGUCGUUCCCCGUGCAAACAGAGGCGGGAUCUGCGACGGGUGCCGUGCUCAAGACGCACCCGCUUCUGCUGCACUCGCUGGGCGAGAGCCCUGUGCUCACCUACCUCAACUUUGUCGAGGAGUACCCGGAGCGCUUCCACGAGCACUGCUGCCGGAAGCCGGGCGACGUCAUGGGCUGGACGAAGCUGUACACGGAGCUCGUGCCCGACUCGACGGACGAGUACCUGCGCAUCGUGCACCUCGUGCGCGAUGCCGUGGACGCCCUCGAUCCUGACAUGAUCAUCGUCGACAACUUUAGCCCGUUCGCCGUGGACGGCGUCCGGCUCACGAAGCGCCCCUUUAUCGAGACAGCCCCGGGCUCGGCGAUGGGUCUCGCGAAUCGCGUGAACCCAUUCAAGCAGCCCCUCGCGAUGAGCGGCGGACGAUCAGAAGCGGGUGGUCUCUCGGUCGUCCACCGCAACACGUCGUACGUGUUCCGGUGGCUGUACUUUGCGCUGUACGACCCAUGGUCCAUUCGCCGUCGUCAGUUCCGAAAAGACGUUUUGCGCCUCACAGCGCCGAGUCUCAUGGACGACGCGAUCAUGCCGCCGUCGCCUGGCGUUCUGCCGCAGCAGAUCGCGACGAUCACGUUCAACGUCGCAGGGCUCGACAUCUACGCCCCGUCCGCGUACGACCGCUCCGUGUUCUUUGUCGGCCCCUGCUUCCCGCCCCAGGCACAGCCCGACGCGCAGCAGCCAGCCGAUGACGAGGUCAUCGCAUGGAUGGACAAGAUGCACGCGGAGGGCCGGCGUGUCGUGUGCAUCAACAUGGGCACCAUCUACUACUACCAGCCGCAGGACUACGCCCAUAUGGUGCAAGCGCUCCACAUGAUCCACGAGCAGAAUCCCAACGUGGCGUUUUUGUGGAAGAUUGCGCAGCGGCCCAAGCACGUGCAGAAUAUUCCGUCCGAGGACGAGGCAGCGCUGCCGCCGUACGUGCGCCGCUUGUCGUGGAUCCCAUCCAUGACGGCGGUGAUGGAGCACCCAGCGCUGGCCGUCAUGAUGCACCACGGCGGUGGCAACUCGCUGAACGAGUGCCUGGCGUACGGCAUCCCACAAUUCUGUAUAUCGCAGUGGGUCGAUACGCACGACAUUGGCCUGUGCAUCAGGCACUCGGGCGUCGGCUUGUGGUCCGAGUACUCACCCGACUUUGUGCCGGAGGACAUUUGCUCUCAGCUCCUGCAGCUCGUCGAGGACAAAGACCACACGUUCCGCCACACGGCACUGUCGUGGAAGCUCAAGACGCAGCAGGCUGGCGGCACCAAGUUUGCCGCGGAUCUCAUCCAGUCGUACGUCACUGAUUAUACAUACGCGGGCGGCAGUAGCAAGGCGCCUAUGCCUCAUGCCAUGUAA
This is a messenger RNA of Malassezia restricta, 1551 nucleotides long. Its product is annotated as diacylglycerol acyltransferase family. The coding region runs from base 1 to 1551 and encodes 516 amino acids. The record is from RefSeq and is a predicted model, not a curated record. Gene Ontology annotation, molecular function: UDP-glycosyltransferase activity. The transcript has a single exon. Lineage: Eukaryota; Fungi; Basidiomycota; Malasseziomycetes; Malasseziales; Malasseziaceae.